UUGUACUGGAAGCAAGUAUUUGCCCUUAAGCAGCUGCAGCAGCAAUUUCACUCGCAACAAUUUUUUUCUGUUCUGAGUUAUAUUUCACAAAGAUGGAGAGUUCCACUUUCUGCUUGGAUUCAACGAAUCGUACAGACCAGUUGGCAUUCAAAUGACAAUGCCUUUGGUCAAGUUGAAGAAGCUGGAAAUUUCGGUUCCAGUGGCAUAUGGUUGGAUAUAAAAGUGGAUGAAAAAGUUCUUGAAAGAAUUUGCUUGGUGAACAAUAUGGCUGGCGCUUGGUGGGCUGUGCAUGAAGCCGCUAGAUAUUGUAUUUCUGCACGCCUUCGGACUAAUCUUGGUGGGCCUGCCCAAACUUUUGCAGCCUUAGAGCGAAUGCUCUUGGACAUUGCACACUUACUACAGCUUGAUAGUGAGCAAACUGAUGGAAGCUUGAAUAUAAUAGGUUCUUCUGGUGCACACUUGUUACCAAUGAGGUUGCUUUUGGAUUUUGUAGAGGCUCUGAAGAAAAAUGUAUACAAUGCAUACGAGGGAUCUGCGGUUUUACCAUCUGCUCCUCGACAGAGCUCCUUGUUCUUUCGGGCAAACAAGAAAGUAUGUGAAGAGUGGUUUUCUCGUAUAUGCGAGCCAAUGAUGAAUGCUGGUUUAGUACUGCAAUGUCAUGAUGCUACAAUUCAGUACUGUACUUUACGAUUACAGGAACUUAGAAAUCUUGUGGCCUCAUCUUUGAAGGACAAGUCUAGGGCACAGGUAACAGAGAACAUCCAGAAUAUCAGAGGUAGAUUUUCUGGAGAUAUCUUGAGGAUUUUACGUCACAUGUCAUUAGCAUUGUGUAGGAAUCAUCAGUCUGAAGCUUUGAUGGGUCUACAAAAGUGGGUUUCAAUGACUUUCUCUUCCCUGUUUAUGGAUGAAAUCUCCCUGAAGAAUAGUAGUGGGCUUUCAGGACCAUUUUCAUGGAUAACUGGGAUGGUAUAUCAGGCAGAAGGCCAUUAUGAGAAGGCUGCCGCUUAUUUUGCUCACUUGUUACAGAAUGAGGAUUCACUCAGUUCUAUGGGUUCUGAUGGUGUGCAGUUUGCCAUUGCACGAAUCAUUGAGAGCUAUACAGCUUUAUGUGACUGGAAGUCUCUAGAAGUAUGGCUAUCUGAGUUGCAAAUGCUCCGUGCUAGGCAUGCAGGAAAAAGUUAUUCUGGUGCUUUAACAACAGCUGGUAAUGAAAUAAAUGCAAUUCAGGCUUUGGCAUGUUUUGAUGAGGGUGAUUUUCAAGCGGCAUGGGCAUGUCUGGAUUUGACACCAAAAACUAGCGGUGAACUUACACUUGACCCCAAAUUGGCUUUACAAAGGAGUGAGCAGAUGCUUUUACAGGCAUUGCUUUUACAUAAUGAGGGAAAAACUGAAAAAGUACCACAUGAUUUACAGAAGGCAAAGUCAAUGCUGGAUGAAAUGUUGUCUGUUAUAUCACUUGAUGGGUUAACUGAGGCAACACCCUAUGCGACCCAGUUGCACUGCAUCUUUGCAUUUGAAGAAGGACUUGGGCUUAGAGGCAAUGAAGCCAAAUCAGAACUAGGUCAAACAAUUUUAAGUUCAUGUAUUCAGUCAUCGCAGACUCCAAUUAAUAGAGUCCAUCAAGAUUGUAGCCCAUGGUUGAAAGUUCUUCGUGUUUAUCAAACCAUUUCUCCAAAGUCUCCAGUCACUUUAAAGCUCUGUAUGGAUGUGUUGAGAUUGACCCGUAAACAAGGAAAUAUUUUCUUAGCCAAACGCCUAAAAAACUAUCUCAAAGAUCAUGUGAUGAGUUUCUCUGAGGAGAAAUGCCAUUAUUUUCUUAUCUCAAACUUGCAAUACGAGGACAUCUUGUUGAUGCACGCUGAGAACAAGUAUGAAGAUGCUUUUUCAAGUCUUUGGUCAUUUAUAAAUCCUUCCAUGGUUUCUUCAGCAUCAAUAGCUUUGGAUGCUUCUGAU
Molecule: messenger RNA, 1953 nt
Organism: Carica papaya (papaya)
Lineage: Eukaryota; Viridiplantae; Streptophyta; Magnoliopsida; Brassicales; Caricaceae
Source: RefSeq, a predicted model, not a curated record